CCAGAUACUCUUCGUCAGUCAAAUCCACAGUGUCAAAUUCCUGACAGAUAUAUGAUAUUUUCCCCAUAAUGGACUCUUUAUCGAAAGAUAUAUUUGACGAGUUGAAGGAGGAGUUCCAAAAAUUGAAACAUCCCCAACUUGACAAAAAUGAAGUACAAGAAAAAUCUAAUCAAGAUUCAGUGUCAAAACUAGAUGAGAUCCUAUCGAAACUCAAGAAAGAUUCACCUGAUUAUAUCAAGAUACUGGCCAUGGUCGUUUCUAUUCUGUACGAAAAAGCUAAAAUGGCUCUCCACGAAAAAACUCUCGAGAAGUCAAAAGAAUUUCUGGAAAAGGGACUUGAUCUCAUCAAGGAAGACAUUGACAACCCUCAGAUCACUUUUGUCUACUUGAGGAUCAUCAACUAUCUUUCCUACGUUGUUUCUAGGAUGGGAGACUUGGAGAGAGCUCGGACUCUUCUCGAAGCAGUCGUGAGCAAAGAACUUUUGUCUGAACCGAUAGUUUACAGCACCGAAGAUCUUUUUAACGUUAAGAAAUCUGAUCCAAGGACUAAUAAGGUCAAAAUCCAGAAAUUAAUGAUCAAUAACAUGCAGAUGUUAGGUUGGAUUUACGGCAGGCAAGGCUUGGGAGAUCAAUACGCUGAUAUGAUCCAUAGGAGUUUGCAAAAGGAGCUCGAUUUGAACGAUGGAGAUCCCAUCCAGUGGGCUACGAGGUGCUCUAAGCUGGCUUUCCUCUUUCUUUCGCAGGAUAAAUGGGACAACGCGCGAUAUCAUUUGACAGCAGCACAGGGUGUGCUUGAUCCUUUGGAAAUUGGACUAAUGCCUAGUCCGGCACUUUUCAAGGCACAGGCGGAAUUGGCUAGAAUUUGGGUCAAUUACGGAUUGCAGAUUUUCAGCGUCAGUAAAAAAUCGUUUCUGGAGAAUAUAUGGAACGAGUCCAAAGAAACACCCAAGUCAGAUGAAGCAUUGGUCGAGGAAGAAAAAUUUAGGUUUUCCGGAUUAGAGGUGAACCUACCACGGGUGCCUAUAAAACAAAUAGAGAAGAUCGAAGACGCCAGAGAACUUUUCUCACAUACACACAGAUGGUUGAAAAGAGCACGCUUGUAUUACACUCUUAGAGAUUAUCCUAUGCAGUACGUUAAUAUUAUCCUAGAACUGAGCGAGCUUUAUCGGUAUUUGGCUUUUUAUGAGAAAGAUUUGGAUUCCCAAUAUGAAGUUCACAAGAAAAGGUACGAGACCCUGGAAACCCUCAGCGACAUCUUGCGAGAGGUGCGUCCAAGCUGCUACACGUCCGUCAGCGUUGAAAUUAUCAGAGAGAUAAUGGAAGUCCAGAUAGAACUAAUGAACCUGAACCUUAAGAAACUCUAUAAUCCCGGAGGAGAAACACCUGCAAACGGAACGGAUUUGCAGAAACGUAUUGCAGCAGUUGCUCACAUUAAUGCAAAAAUCGAGAGUUUGUGCAACGUUGAUGAUAGUUCUUCCAAGGCUACCGUGGAAGACAAUAUAGAUAUCGAUAAAGGAUUGGGUGAAGAUACUGAUGAGAGAAAUGACAGAGAUAAUCCGAGAGGUGCAGUGAAUCAUAGUUCUGGGGAAGGAGAAGCAACAGUUCAAGAAAAACCCGUGUAACUUUUUUUAAAUGUUUAAUAUCUGUUAUAUUAUUAUUUUCUGAGAUAUACUUCAUUUACAAUAAUAGUAACUGUUAUUAAAAGCAAAUUUUUAAA
Messenger RNA from Leptinotarsa decemlineata (Colorado potato beetle), 1717 nucleotides. Its product is annotated as KIF-binding protein. Lineage: Eukaryota; Metazoa; Arthropoda; Insecta; Coleoptera; Chrysomelidae. The record is from RefSeq and is a predicted model, not a curated record. Gene Ontology annotation, molecular function: protein binding.